This is a messenger RNA of Bipolaris maydis ATCC 48331, 2289 nucleotides long. Its product is annotated as Sodium/calcium exchanger protein-domain-containing protein. Gene Ontology annotation, biological process: intracellular calcium ion homeostasis; calcium ion transmembrane transport. Lineage: Eukaryota; Fungi; Ascomycota; Dothideomycetes; Pleosporales; Pleosporaceae. The record is from RefSeq and is a predicted model, not a curated record. Gene Ontology annotation, molecular function: calcium:proton antiporter activity. Gene Ontology annotation, cellular component: membrane.
AUGGGAGAACCCGACGACCCUUCUAUACGCAGCUUCCAGUCCAAGGCAGUGUCUGCACUUGGCUUGGGACGCAAGACAGUCACUCCAAGCCACGUUCUCCCGACCCACAACCCCCACCCGACCGCCCAUCCAGGCUUAGGCGGCGCCCAGGCCGACAACAACAACAACAACACCAGCAACGAGAAGCAUGCUGCCCCUGAACUCAAGACGACAGACUCCAGCAAUGGCAGUGCAAAUACCACGGGUGAUGGAAAUGCGUCUUCCACCAUAGAAUCUGGGAAGCGUCCCUUCUACUCACUCACGCGGGUCAAGAAUGGAACCCUCCGGUUCAUCACCCACACCAAGAAUGCCGUCACGCACAGCUGGAUCAAUGUCUUGCUAGUCUUUGUGCCGGUUGGCAUCGCCGUCAAGCUUGUCGGCUUGCAGCCCGAGAUUGUCUUCUCCAUGAACGCCAUAGCCAUAAUUCCACUUGCGGGCCUGCUCGCACAUGCAACCGAAGUUGUCGCCGCCCGCGUUGGAGACGCGCUUGGCGCACUGCUAAACGUGUCUUUCGGCAAUGCCGUUGAGCUGAUUCUCUUCAUCAUUCUGCUUGCCUCUAACCAGAUAGAGGUGGUGCAGGCCUCGCUGCUUGGAUCUAUCCUUGCGAACCUCCUCCUUAUCCUCGGUAUGGCAUUUUUGUUGGGUGGCCUCAAGUACCAGGAGCAGGUCUACAACAACACCGUCACUCAAAUGAGCGGAGUCAUGCUUGCACUAGCCGUUACGAGUCUUCUGCUCCCUACUGCCUUCCAUGCAGCCUUUGAGGACAAUGCCAUUGCCGAUCACGAGACUCUAUCCGUCAGUCGUGGCACGAGUGUCAUUUUGUUGCUCGUUUAUGGUCUCUAUCUUUUAUUCCAGCUCAAAAGCCAUAGAUAUCUCUACGCCAGCACUCCGCAGCACAUCAUCGAUGAAGAGUCCCAUCCCGGUGUUCUUGCUGGUGCUUUUGACUCGUCCAGCUCAGAUUCUUCGUCCAGCUCCAGCAGCAGUGACAGUGACGGCUCGUCGCAUUCUGAUGGAACAAUGAAGAAAAAAGCGAAGCGCAUGGUCAAGAGGCUUCGUCGCAAGUCCAGUGCUAGCUCCAAAGAUGGGAGUGCCCUUUCCGCUAUAAGCUCGCCAGACGGCGAAGUCAACCAGAGUCCUUUCGAGGCUGAGAGGGAGAGAAGCAACAGUGUCUUCACUUCUAACACUGGUAUGUUUGGAAAUCGCCGGCACUCAGUCGACGUUAUGAGUGGUGAUGAAGCGGACAACGAUCAGUAUGCGCCAGUCGUUCGUGACUUUGAAGCUGCCUCGCAUACCUCGCAAUCGAUCAUGAAGAAGGAGAAACGCAGACACAAGAAGAAGAAGAAGGACCGCCGUGACCGCAACAAAGUCAGUACCAUUCCUGAGAAAGAGGUUGCGCCAAACGAGCCUGCACCCAAGGUCACCUUUGCCCAAGAUAUUCAGCAAAACACGGCUGCUGCGACCAACCCGCGCAGGUACAAUCGUCCUGCACUUCCCUCUUUGCUUUCCAACAAUGUCUUCUCGAAUCCUCAGAACCUAGCCCCACUUGGCGGCCCUGCUCCGAACAUUCGCAUGGCGGCGCCUCGUGAUAACACAGUUCUGCGCACACCUCUUCGCCGUUCCAAGUCUCUUCCGGAUCAAAUUGGGCGAACAGCGCCUUACGCUAACGCAACCAAUCACCCUACGGUCUCACCUCAAGCUGCCUUGGCAUUGAACGAGGAUGACGAAGCUGACGAGGUUCCCGACAUGUCCAUUAAAGCGGCCAUUUUCAUGCUCUUGAUCAGUACUGGUCUUGUCGCCGUGUGUGCGGACUUUAUGAGUGGUGCUAUAGAGCCAAUGGUGGAAUCCUCUGGCAUUAGUCAAGCUUUCAUUGGUCUCAUUAUUCUUCCCAUUGUUGGUAACGCGGCAGAGCACGUUACAGCUGUGACGGUAGCCAUGAAGAACAAGAUGGAUCUUUCCAUCGGUAUCGCGGUCGGUUCGUCGAUUCAAAUUGCAAUCUUCAUCACGCCCGUCAUUGUCAUCCUUGGCUGGAUGAUGGGCAAAGAGAUGACGUUGUACUUCAACAUUUUCGAAACUGUUGCCUUGUUCGUUACUGUCCUGGUUGUAAACUUCUUGGUACUGGACGGGCGAAGCAAUUAUCUCGAGGGCAGUUUACUCAUCGCUUCAUACAUCAUUAUUGCACUGGCCAGUUUCUUCUAUCCUGAUGGCUGCGAUGCUAGUGCUAUUGGUGGCAAUGAAAAGCACUGCACUUGA